Hevea brasiliensis (rubber tree) is the source of this 582-nucleotide messenger RNA. RefSeq names its product CASP-like protein 4D1. The transcript has 3 exons. The coding region runs from base 1 to 582 and encodes 193 amino acids. The record is from RefSeq and is a predicted model, not a curated record. NCBI's taxonomy places the organism in Eukaryota, Viridiplantae, Streptophyta, Magnoliopsida, Malpighiales, Euphorbiaceae.
AUGGCAUCCAAAGGCAUAACCAUAGCAGCCUCAACCCUUGCAUUGAGGAUCUUGACCCUCUCGGCUUUGGUUGCUUGUGUGGUUGUAUUUAUCAUCAACUCCGUCUCUGUCAAAGUUGUUAUAGAGGAUUUAACCAUAAACAAUGAACCCACCAAAAUCACUGUCAGGGACUUCAUUGCAUACAGGUUUGUAAUCUCUACAGCAAUUAUUGGAACAGCAUAUACAAUAUUGCAGCUACCUUUUGCUCUGAACUAUGCCUGCACUGGAAAGAGAAUGAUGCGCAAUGAAUGCUUGCCAGAGUUCGACUUCUAUGGAGACAAGGUGAUAAGCUUCCUUCUUGCCACUGGUGCUGGUGCUGGUUUUGCUGUCAGUUUCGAGUUGAAAUCCAUUCUCAAAGAUUUAUUUACAGCUAUUGAAGACCCUACUAUUCCAGAAAUACAAGAAUCCAAAGCUAGUUAUAAUAGAUUCCUUAACAGAGGAAUUAUUGCUACUGCUGUUUUAUCUCUGGGAUUCCUUUGCACGGCUAUAAUUUCAGUCCUAUCAUCCAUCAACCGAUCCGGAAGAAAGGGUUUCUUCAACUGA